Messenger RNA from Oppiella nova, 569 nucleotides. Lineage: Eukaryota; Metazoa; Arthropoda; Arachnida; Sarcoptiformes; Oppiidae. The record is from the annotation of a GenBank genome assembly.
GACACCCCUGCAUUGUGCUGCCUCAUGCAAUAACCUGUCCAUGGUGAAAUUCCUGGUUGAGAAGGGCGCCUGUAUUUUCGCCACCACUCUGUCGGAUAAGGAAACGGCUGCCGAGAAGUGUGAAGAGGAUGAGGAAGGAUUUGACGGCUGUUCCCAAUAUCUUUACGGCAUUCAAGAGAAACUGGGAAUUUUGAAUUCAAAUCAAGUCUACGCUGCCUAUGACUACGAGUCUCAAAAUACUGACGAACUUAGCUUUAAAGAGGGAAACGUUAUGACAGUCAUCAGGAGAGGCGAUGAUCAGGAGCGCGACUGGUGGUGGGCCAGGGGUGACGACCAGGAAGGCUAUGUGCCCCGCAAUCUGCUCGGAAUUGCAGAGUCUGUAAUCAGUUGUAUCCGAGAGUCAAAUCCAAUAAAGAGCUUCAAACCAUUGCUGAAGAACACAAUGAAUGACUUCAAUAAACAGUCUUACGAUCACAUGAAUGGGUCGAUUCCGUCCAAUACAUACCUAACUGUGAUUAGGCUAUAGUUGUAUUAAUUAGUAUUAUUAAAGAUUCUCAAUAAUCAGUGCC